ACGAAAACAAGGCAAUGACGAUGUUCGUCAUUACAAUUAUAAUGGAAAUGUUCAUGAUAGCAUACUACCUAGAAUUAUUCAUUAAGAGAUGUGCAGAAGAAGGGCUUUCACUGUAAGCUAUGUAACUGCUGUAAUAAUAAAACAAGUAAAUACACUAUCGCAAACAUAAUUUCUUUUCAUUUUUGUUUUGUUUAUUCAGCUCCGUAGGAAGUGGAUGUACAGGAAAACAAAGUCUAACUUGAUGCAUGUCAUCCUAGGUGUCAUCCGAGAGCUCACUCUCCUAAUCUUGAUCAUUCUGUUCGUCGUACCGGGGUUUGGUGAUGUCUAUUUUGGCUAUGGUGUUACCUUCAAAGCCGACUGGCAAUGGGAACUAGGUGCAUAUGCUGUUCUCUUGGCCUGGAUUAAUUUCAUGUUUUUCUUGAAAACUGCUCCGUUCGUCGGCACCUACAUUCUCAUGUUUAUAGAGGUUAUAUCGACUAUGUUAAAGUUUUUGCUUGUUGCUGGAAUCUUUAUUUGCACCUUUGCUGUGGUUUUCUGCAUCCUUAUCAUCAAUCAGACGCAGUAUCACACAUUUGGGGACUCCUUAGCUAAGUCUGUGACCAUGCUUACCGGUGAAUUAGACUUUGAUACCGUCUUUCAUCCCAUGGAUUACUUGUACCAGCCGUCUGCUGAUGUGGACUUUACAAGCGUAGUCUUCUACCCUCACACUACGCAUGUUAUCUUUAUCAUCUUUCUCUUUUCCAUGCCAAUCGUCGUCAUGAACCUCCUGACUGGUUUGGCAGUAUAUGAUAUUGACGUCAUUCAGAAAAAGGCCAAGAUUGUUAAACAGAAAAUUGAGGCGGAAGGAAUCAUGGCCAUGCAGAAUGACAUGUCUCUGGGGAGGUUGAAGAGUAGUGUAUUCCAACACCGAACGAUAACAGUCUUCCAAAAUGUCACCUCAUUCAAAGCCGUCUACUACAUGCUCACUGGUUAUGAAGACACACAUAAUGACUUGAAGACAUUUCUGGAAAUUAAUCUAAAAACGGAGGGGCGUAUUCCGUACAGGAAGACAACCGAUAUGAAGAUUGAUGCCCUGAUGAAUAAAAUCAAUGCCAAUACCCUUAAAGCUGAUACACUACAUCAGGAAGCAAUCAGCAGUAACGAGCAACUUAAAAUGCAAAUGCAGGUUAUACAGGAUAAGCUGGAUAAGAUGUGUCGUGGUAAAGUUGCUUGAACACUUGACUUUAGUGAAUUUUAGAAGAACUUGGCUGUACCUUCUUCAUUUGCAUCAUCAUUUUUGUCUUCAUCUUGUACUUCUUUUUUUCUUCUUUUCUUAUUCUUGUUCCUCUUCUCUUGCUUCAACUUCUUCUCCUUAUAAUUAUCAAUAUUAUUAUUAAUAUUAUCAUUAUCAUCAUCAUCAUCAUCAUCAUCAUCAUCAUCAUCAUUUUUAUUGGUAUUGUUAUUAUCACCAUCGGUAGUAGUAAUGAUAUUAUUAUUAUCAUCUUCAUUAUUAUCAUAGCAUCUAAAGGGGAGUUGCCAAAAUAAACAUAAUACCCAAUUAUGUGUGGUUUUGGUUACAUUGUUAAUUAUUCACAAACAAAAUACUACUAAGAAUCUGGCAACACGCCAUUCACUUGUGUAUACAAAAUCAGACAAAUUGGGAUAAAACACUUUGUUGUAAUAUCACAUCAAAUAUUAUUGAUCAAAUGAUCAAAAUAUUUAAUUGGUCAUAACUAUCCAUUCACUCAUAUCAGGAAUUUUUUAUCAAUGGUCUAACAUCUCCUCUUCAAAUCGGCAACAAUUUUGUUUUAUUGCUACCGUAGUCCAUAACUCUAAUCAAAUAUCUGAAAGCAAUAUUACUUUAUAAUCAUAACUGCAAUUCCAUCUUUGGUUUGCUUAAAAGGGCAUUCAAAGCAGGAGGCAAAUCGCAAUGGUGAAGAUGAAACAUAAAUAAUGCAGUCUGUACAAAAGUUAUUAUGCGACAUUGUGAGGGUAUUUAUCUAUAUCAGAAUUUACAUAUAUUUUGCUUUCUUACAUAGAUUUGAGAUUAUACACUGCCUGUUGAUCAAAUUUUGUUAAGACUGCAUGUUAUAUAUUGAAAUAUAGUUCAAAAGGAUGGAUGGAUAAAAGUAAAGAUGUUUAAAGACUAUUAUAUUUUACAUUUGAAAUAAUGUGUUAAUUCAAUACUGCACGUUCAUGAAAUUAUUAUCAGAAUGUCAUUCAAUGUACACUGAAAUGUAGUGUACAGAAAAAUGUGAAAAACUGUAAAUAACAUAAGAAGUUACGUAUGCUUUGCUUUUUAACUGGAUUUAUGCUUUUAGACUGCAAGAACAUCAAGUUAUGUUCAGUUCGUAUUGUUUAUAUAUUGAAAUAUAGUUUCAACGGAUGGAGGAAGAAUUUUGAAGAUUUGUUAGAACUGUUUAAUUUUACAGUUGAUGAAUGUUAUAAUUCAAAACUGCAAGUAAAUCUAAUUCUUGUCGGACUGUCAUUUUAUGUUCAUUAAAUUAAAGUUUAAAGGGAUAGAGGAAGAAUGGUUAAUAUUUGUUAAGACUAUUAUACGUUACUGAUUGUGAUAAUUCAAUACUGUGCCGUCGAUUGAAGGUUCUACACUGCUAAGACUGCAUUUUAUAUAGAUUGAAAUAUCGUUUAAAGGGAUAGAGGAAGAAUUGUUAAUAUUUGUUAAGACUAUUAUACUGUACAUUUUAAAGAACAUUGGAAUUCUAUAUUUGGCGUACAUGAAAUAAUUAUCAGAAUGUCAUUUAAGUACAUUGAAUUGUAGUGAAUAGAGUAUUUUUUUUCUCUUAUCCUCAGGCGAGGUUUUUAUUUCCACAAUAGUAAUACAUUUGUACAUUAAUAACUCAAUGAUUGAAUGAACCUAACAUAGGCUAAAGAUUAAAGUACAUUCAACAAUUCUUCCAGCUUAGUAUUAUUUUCUUUGCUAACACAAUAGAGUAUAUGGAAAACUGUUAAUGAUUAAAGAAAUUACAUAUACAUUGAUUUUGAAAUGGAUUCAUGCUUUUAGAUUGCAAGAACAUAACAUUUUGCUGAGACUGCAUUUGAUAAAGAUUAAAAUAUGGUUUAAAAGGAUGACGAAAGAAAUGUAAAUAUUUGUUAAGACUAGUAUACUUACAUUUAAGAGUGUAAUCAUUCGAAACUGCAAGUACAUCAAAAUAUUGUCAGAAUGCCAUUUCAUGUACAUUUAAUAAUAGUUUAAAGAGUAUGUAGAAAACUGUAAAAAAA
This is a messenger RNA of Strongylocentrotus purpuratus (purple sea urchin), 3219 nucleotides long. RefSeq names its product transient receptor potential cation channel subfamily A member 1-like. Gene Ontology annotation, biological process: monoatomic ion transport; transmembrane transport. Gene Ontology annotation, molecular function: monoatomic ion channel activity. Bases 215 to 1213 code for a protein of 332 amino acids. The transcript is spliced from 7 exons. Gene Ontology annotation, cellular component: membrane. The record is from RefSeq and is a predicted model, not a curated record. Lineage: Eukaryota; Metazoa; Echinodermata; Echinoidea; Camarodonta; Strongylocentrotidae.